Molecule: messenger RNA, 5069 nt
Organism: Planococcus citri (citrus mealybug)
Lineage: Eukaryota; Metazoa; Arthropoda; Insecta; Hemiptera; Pseudococcidae
Gene: Synj
Product: synaptojanin
Exons: 2
Coding region: 403-3708 (1101 amino acids)
Biological process (GO): synaptic vesicle endocytosis; phosphatidylinositol dephosphorylation
Molecular function (GO): phosphatidylinositol-4,5-bisphosphate 5-phosphatase activity; nucleic acid binding
Source: RefSeq, a predicted model, not a curated record
GAUAAUAAAUUUUGAUGAAAUUUUUGAUAAAAAAUUCAAAUAUUCGAUACGAAAUUAGUUAUAUUUCGCAAAUUUAUCCCCGAACCGUUGUGUUAACGUAAAAAUUGUUUCAAAUCACCAAACACUGGACAGUUUUCUAAGCUUGCGCGUUUUUCCAAGAAGAUUGAUAAAAAAUUUUCGACGAAGAAAAAUCGUGCAAACUGAUGUUAGUUUUCCCUUAGUUUUCCUAUAGUUUCACUUUUAAAAUAGUGGUGAUAUGAACUGAAAGUUACGCAAUUAUCUGUAUUGCGAUGUUAUUUCUCCAUUAUGUUAGGUAACAUCGCUUUCCAUUGCGAUUCCUUCGUAAUAUAAACUGUGUUUUCAUACAUUAUCAUCGAAUAAAACUCUGAAUACAUUCCAGACAUGGCUUCUACUGCCAAAGGAUCUCAAAUAUCGACAUUCGGUAAAAUAUUCCGUGUGCUGGAGAAGAACUGUGUACCUCACCCGUACAGUAUCAUCCUCGAGCAUAGGCAGCAAGAAAGCGCCCUUUUAUUCGAAUCGAACGCUAUAGCAGUUCUAUCUUCGCAAGAAUUAGAAUCGGUCAAACGUCAAUACACUAAAAUCCAAGACGCAUACGGUUCGCUCGGUAUACUACAGUUCAACUCUGGCGAUACGACUGUUCUGUUUCUGGUCACUAUCACAGCCUGUGUAUCGGUGGGUAAAAUCUACGAGCACGAGAUCUUUAGAAUAACUCAAACUUCGUUUAUUUCGUUACGAAAUCAUCCCCAAGAUGACGAACUGGUCUCUGAUAUCAAAAAGUUACUCAAUUCCGGCACCUUUUAUUUCUCUCGAAGUCCUACUGGAAAUAAUACGUUCGAUUUAACGUUAUGUGCGCAACGUCAACGUAAAGGAGCUCCUACGGAUAAUCGUUUCUUUUGGAACCGUAUGUUACACAUUUACUUCAUCCGGUUUGAAAUAGACACGUCAUUAUGGUUAUAUAAAAUGAUGUGCGGUAGCGUUGAAAUUCGCACCGUUUAUAUAAGACAUAAACAAGCCAGAGCUGUCAUUAUUUCACGCCUGAGUUGCGAACGAGCCGGUACUCGGUUCAACGUUCGAGGUUGCAACGACGACGGACACGUUGCCAAUUUCGUGGAAACCGAACAAGUAAUAUAUCUAGAUAACAAAGUAACCUCUUACAUACAAACUAGAGGAUCAGUGCCGCUAUUUUGGGAACAACCCGGUGUUCAAGUCGGCUCCCAUAAGGUGAAAUUAUCCAGAAGCGUGGAAGCCUCCGGCUCAGCGUACGAUAAGCAUUUCCUAAUGCUGAAAAGACGAUAUAACGAUCAAGUUAUCAUUAAUUUACUCAGCUCCAGCUUGACCGGUAGUCGAGAAGGUGAAGCUUCGUUGAGUCAGAUGUUCCAGAAUCAUCAUAAUAAUUCGGAUCAUCGCGACAUACCUCACGUAGUCUACGACUAUCAUUCGGAAAUUCGAGGAGCUAACAAAAGCUUGAACAAACUCAGAGAUCAGAUCGACUGUUACAUCGCUAAAUUCGGAUUGUUUUACGCGAUAGGCGACGAUAUCGUAUCCGAACAACGAGGCACGUUCAGAACUAACUGUCUAGAUUGCCUGGAUCGAACCAACUGCGUACAAACUUUCAUAGGAUUGGAAAUCCUAACCAAUCAAUUGAAGCUGUUGUGCGACGAAGAUAACACGCAACAGUUCCAAUCCAGAUUCGAAGAAGUUUAUAAACAAAUGUGGAUCAAUAAUGGUAACGAGAUUAGUAAAAUUUACGCCGGAACUGGAGCCAUUCAAGGCGGAUCCAAGCUCAUGGACGGUGCUCGAUCGGCUGCUCGAACUAUACAGAAUAAUUUACUCGAUAACAGUAAACAAGAAGCCAUCGAUGUGUUUCUACUGGGUAACACGUUGAACAGUGAUUUAUCCGAAAGAGCCAGAAUGCUUCUUUCUACCGAUACUCUUCACGCCAGCACCACCAUUUUACGCGAAAUGUGCAAACGGUUCAACGAAUACACGUACACGGAUAAAAUACGAGUCGCUGUUGGUACUUAUAACGUGAACGGCGGUAAACAUUUCCGUAGUGUUGUCUACAAAGACGUCUCGCUAUCCGAUUGGCUCCUGGAUACCGUUCAAAUCGCUAAAACUAAAUCCUUAAUCGACGCUACGACUACAGACGAUGAUGAAAUCCCUGUCGACAUAUUCGCCAUAGGUUUCGAAGAAAUAGUCGACUUGAACGCCAGCAACAUUAUGGCAGCGAGCUCGGAAAACGCCACUUUAUGGGCCGAAGAGUUACAAAAAGUGUUAUCACGAGACUAUCCUUACGUUCUGCUCACGUACGUUCAAUUGGUAGGCGUUUGUUUGUACGUAUUCCUUAAAUCAGACCUGAUACCUCAUAUAAAAGACGUGGCAACCGAUUCGGUGAAAACAGGUCUCGGCGGAGCCACCGGUAAUAAGGGAGGUGUUGCAAUUCGAUUCGUUCUACAUUCCACUUCAUUAUGCUUCGUAUGUUCGCAUUUCGCCGCUGGCCAAUCUCAAGUCCACGAGAGGAACGCCGAUUACGCCGAGAUAACCAAAAAGAUCGCUUUCCCGAUGAGCAGAACGUUACAAUCGCACGAUUACGUAUUCUGGUGCGGUGAUUUCAAUUACCGAGUUGAUAUGGAUAAAGAAGUCAUGAAAGACCUGAUACGUAACAACAUGCUGGACGACGUGCUCGAAAAUGAUCAACUAUUGCAGCAGAAAAAAGAAAACAAAGUGUUCGAGGAGUAUCUAGAAGGCGAAAUAACUUUCCCACCGACCUACAAAUACGACCUAUUCUCCGACGAUUACGAUACCAGCGAGAAAUGCCGAGCUCCUGCGUGGACCGAUCGAGUAUUAUGGAGAAAACGUAAAAUGUACCCGGAAGAAGACCAAACGGACGAUUGGAAUCCGGGUAAAUUAAUCCAUUACGGUCGAGCCGAACUGAAACAAAGCGAUCAUCGUCCGGUCAUCGCCAUCUUACAGGUAGAUAUCCGUAAAGUGGACUCGCAACGUAGAGAUCAAGUAUUCGAGAACGUACUUCAAUCAGUCGGUCCUCUCGAUGGCACGAUCGUGCUACGAAUGCGAGACUCCAGUCUGGAUAUAUCGAGCGUAUUCGACGACUCGUUCAUGGCGGAAUUGCUGCAAAAAUUAUCCGUCUUUGGUGACGUAAUAUUGGUGAGAUUCGUCGAAAACGUCAUGUGGGUGACGUUCAACAACGGUCGUUCUGCUGUAGAGGCACUUCACAGCGGAGGCCUCGAAAUCAACUCCCACCAGUUGGAAAUCACGCUGAAAUCUCCCAAUUGGAUACAGCAGACUAUGAACGAGAUUAACAUCUGUAACGAUAAUACAAUCUCGCUGUACGAAAGCGCCGAUUUGAAUAUUGACCCGAAAUCUCUCCAGAGACCCGAUAAACGCCCCGAUAAUAAACCACCGCCAUCCAGACCACCGGCUCCGAUUAUCAGACCGAAAGCCGGAGUGUUUAGUAUACCUGCCAAUCUACACCAGCCUUUGCAACCCACUGUCGUCGAUACCACGGCGGAGAAAUUAGCCGACAAGUGUAAUAUCGCCGGAGAUCAACCACCUCCUAUACCUCAGCGCAAUUACCCUUCUUCGUCGGCUAAAUCUCAAAAAGAGCCUAGUGAAGCGCCGCCUCCUGUGCCUGCUCGAAUGGGAGCGCCCCCGAUACCACCGAGAUAAGUGGAAAUCAUCUUGGAAGUAUUUUUUUUACGUUGUGUGUAACAUAUCGGAGUUUGAAGAUUUCAUUUUUAUAUUAUGGUAUUAUGUUUACUUGUUUAAAUUUUCUUUUUAGAGCAGAGAUGUUUCUAAUCUGAAUUUUUUGGAUUUUUUUGGAGUAGGGAGAAAAGAAGAAGACUUAUUACGAAUUCGAAAACUAAAUCGUCUGAACUGAAGAUCAUUGAACCGAGUUUGAAGUAUUUUUAUACGAUUUUUUUUUCAAUGCAAUGGCCCAAAAAUUGUGUACAAAAAUUCAGUUUUUAAAAAAAUGAAUCGUUGAAUGAAAAAUCUUGACAAUUAUUUUUUCAUCGUAAAACUGAAACUAGCUCGAAGCAUUAGAACACACGAUACAUAUACCUACUAUUACAUGAAUUAUGUUUAAAAAUAUUAUAUACGUAUAAAGAAUAAAGUUUUUACUAGUCACACGUAUAUCGUUACCAAUAAUGAUGCGUUAUUAUUUAGUAUUAAAGACUGUGAGUUUAAACGUUUUAAGUAUCAUGUAUUAUAUAGACCGAUAUCUAGAGCGUUUUUUAUUAUAAUAUUAAUCCUCUCUUCCUUCUUCAUCUUUAUUACCAGCUCAGUUACAAUACCAUGCUGGAUUUUUUUUUCCAGAACCCAUCGACCUGUUGUAUAUUAUGUAAGCACACUUUCAAUUAUACAAAUUAUUCGCCAACACGGUCGAUGACGAUAAAAACGAAUCAGUUUUUUAUUUGUUUUGUUUUCGUAGCUCUAAUUGACAGUCUCAUUAAAUAUUUCGGCGCUUAUUCGAGUAUAAAUUAUAAUUGUUAUUCGUUAAAUUAUGCAUACCAUGAAUUUGCUAUCGAUAUUUCUUUUAAGUAAAUAAUAUUCACAUUUUAAUCUGUUACAAAUGUACGUACGUAUUAUGUAUUAUGUCUACAAUCAGAGUUAUUGUUUUUUUUUUUUUUUUUUUUUUUUUAAAUAGGUGUUUAGAAUACCUGUUGAGAAUUCGUUCAUUAUUUUAUUAUGUUUCCAUUUUACCAAUACAUACUAAGUAUCAACACAUUUUUAUACACCAUACUAUAUACAUAACUCGAUCGAAUUCGAAGAAAAAAAAAUAUACCGUUUUAGCUUAAUUAUUCUUAUAUAUUGUUUAUUCGUGUAUUUCGUUCGUUGUGUAUCUCAUUUAUUUUCAAGUGUUGAACAUAAUUAAUUUUGUUAAUGUUACCUACCUAUUUUUUUCUCGUAUUUACCAUUUUUAGUAGAAUAAAAUUCCCAUAAUACUCUCAUGUUGAAAUAAAAUUCAAACUGGUAAAGUAAUUUUGCUUAUGCGAAGCUUUUAAUAAAUUGUUACGCUUUAAUAAUUA